GGUUCUAAACAUUCUGUAUGGCGGUUAUUUGGGUAGUGUCAGUGACACUUUUCAUCGUGUACUCAGGAGUACAAGGUGAUAUAUCCGUCACAACGACAGUUAACCCAGUAGGACUUGUAGGGAACAAUGAAGUGGAACUUGUGUGUACAUACAAUAACUCGUCUAUGGAUAGUGUGUUCAGAAUGACAUGGAACAGGGAGUCAUCUAAAGACUCCGGAAGAUACGAACAAUUAGCAAAGUUCGAUUUUCAAGAAAAACGUUUAUCUCGGGAGACAUUAAACAACUUAACAAAUCCUUCGGUGUUCGGACGAGUUGUUCUAACCGGUCCAACAGACUCCUCACACACAGCAACAAUAAAGUUUACCAGUAUAGUGUGUGGUGACGAACGUAAAUAUCAAUGUGCUGUACGUGGAAAAAAAUCCGGAAAAUGGGUCGAUACAACCAGCGAGACCAUUAUUCUUAGAGUCAAAGCAAGCCCAAAUGUCACGUCAUUCGAUAGUGUGGGAGUUGUCCCAGUGUCGAAAAUAGAGGAGGGUCAGACAGUCCAGUUCACGUGUACCAGUAACGUUGGUCGGCCGGCCGGGAUGUUCCUGUGGACCAAGUACAGGGGUAUAUCUGAUUCCGUGGGAACAACCAUCAAGUCUGCUACACAGACAUCCCCCAGUACCGACUGUACCUACACCGGAAGUAGUGUUAUCUCCAUAGUGAUGACCAAGGACGACGAUGGCUUUAUCUUGAGGUGUACCAUACAACAGGAAACUAUAUCUGACCAAUCAAGCAAGGCCUACUAUAGACAAACGGAUCCCAUCAGAGUUUAUUAUCAAACUAGAGCACCUACCAUAACAAAGAAUCCCUCGAAGGACAUCCAUUACGAGGGCGAAGAUUUGACCUUGACCUGUGCUGCGGAGGGCAACCCUCCGCCUACCUAUAUAUGGCGACUUAACGGAGGACAGGUCGGCACUGGAUCACAGUUAUCGCUGACUGACAUAAAUAUCAACCAAUCAGGAGAUUACGUCUGCGAGGCGAAAAACUAUUUCACAGGAAAAACUUACAUUUUGUCCCAGAUGAUAAGUAUUACAAUAGAAGUACCACCACCCACCCCUGCAACUCCAGUUACUACUACAACUCCAGUGACAUCUACAACUCCAGUCACUUCUACAACUCCAGUAAAUUCUUCAACUCAGAUCACUUAUAUAGCUGUAGUAACUCCUCCUACUCGGGAUCCGUCUGAGAGGAAUGCUUCCGGAGAUGAUUUCCUGGGGAAGACGACAGAUGAUGGCGCGGGGAUGAUACUGUUGUCUAUAUCGGUGACCCUGCUUUCCAUGACCGUCGGACUUGGGAUAUUUAUUAGUCGCAACAAAAGACUUCCAUUUGUCAAAACGCCAAGGACCGACCAUUCCUCGAGGUUGCCGAUGACGCGUCCUUCAGGAAAUACGGGCGAAACGCAGGACGAAAGAUGUCAAUAUCAACAAUUGGAUAUGGCUGCUGUCGCCGGUCCGCCUAUGUAUCAGACGCUAGGACAGACACCGGACGGUAUGAAGAGAAAUUGUGAUGUGUUUAACGGGAGAUCCGAGCCUCAUAUUUACGACGAGGUUUCUAAGCCUACAACUGAUCAUACCCGACCAUACAUCAACAUCGCCUUGACCGAAGAUAAUCAUACCUACAUAGAGGUCAUUGAGAACAACUGAUUGCAUUAACUUAUUUUUAUUAAAUCUGACAUGUAGAAAGGGCGUUAGAAAUGUACAUGUUGCCCUAAUUGCAUGCUUGUUAAAGGCGACUAAAUGUAGAUGUAUUUCUAAUGAUAAUAAAUACCAUGGAAAACAGACUAAAUAUAGUAUUUACUUGUUACAACCGUGAAUAUAUCUUCCUUCAUGCUGAAUUGUAUUACAGAAUGCAAACUAAAUUCGAUACUGUCAUAUUACAACCGUGUAUAUGUGUAUUCGUCAUGCUAAUUGAUAACAUAGUAAACAGACUGAAUUUGGUAUUGUCAUAUUACAACCGUGUAUAUGUAUUCCUCAUAUAUAUUGAUGUCAUAGAAAACUUAGACUUAAAUCGAAAGAACGAAUAAACUUUUAGUUGACAAAAUCUUUGUUCAGUGUGGUGGCAAGAUUACUGGAAAAUCCAAUAAAACAUUUGGUUAUAAAAGAAGCCUCAUAGUUAAAAUAGAUAGUUAUGAGUUAGCUUCCUAAUUAAACUACAUAGUUAUAAACUAGCUCCCUAGUUAAACAAGAUAGUUAUAAACUGACAUCCUACUUAAACUAGACAGUUACAAACUAAUCUCUUAAUUCAACUAGAUUUGUAUCAACUAGACCCCUAGUUAAACACCUUUGAAGUAUAUCAUCACUGAUGAGCCAUGGAAGGACGAAACCACUGUAAGAUACAUUUUAAUUCUUGGUAUCAACACUUUUGCCGCUUAGAAUCACUGAUGAGUCCUAGAAGGACGGAAGCUGUACGAUUUAGUUGAAUUCUACGUAUCAAAGGCGCUAUGACCUUAGCAUCUAGAAGAUCAAAAAAGAUGUACGGUGGUCUUAUCGUCAGUGACUCGUCCUAGAAGUUCUGAACAGUUGUUUGAUGUCCCUAAUAUCUCUGACGAGUCCUAGAAGGAUGGAACUGUUGUAUGAUGUCCCUAAUAUCUCCGAUGAUACCUAGAAGGAAGGAACAGUUGCAUGACGUCCCUAGCAUCUAUGAUGAGUCCUAGAUUGACGGAACUGCUGUAUGGAAUCCCUAACAGCACUGCCAAGUCCUAGAAGUACGGUACAACUGUAUGAUGUCCCUUACAGCAUUGGCGAGUCCUAGAAGUAGGGAACAACUAUAUGAUGUCCCUAAGCCUUUGACUUUGUUAAUCGCAAAACUUGUUGUAUAAAAUGAUUAAGGAAGGGUUGAGGGGAAAUAUUAAAAAAAAUUUAAAUGAAAUUGUAAGAAGCUGUGUUAAAUUAAAAUGUACCAGUGAUUUCUUCAAAUGUGAUUGUGGAUUGUUUCAAGGUGAAAUUUUGUCACCUCUUCUGUUUACAUUUUUCGUUAAUGAUUUAGAAAUUGAAUUAAUAAAAAGUAACUGUUCGUCGAUAGAACUUCAAACUAUCAGUGUUUUCUUUCCUACUUAUGUAUGCAAA
Pecten maximus is the source of this 3110-nucleotide messenger RNA. Its product is annotated as nectin-4-like. The coding region runs from base 18 to 1688 and encodes 556 amino acids. Gene Ontology annotation, molecular function: cell adhesion molecule binding. The record is from RefSeq and is a predicted model, not a curated record. Gene Ontology annotation, cellular component: cell-cell junction. NCBI's taxonomy places the organism in Eukaryota, Metazoa, Mollusca, Bivalvia, Pectinida, Pectinidae. Gene Ontology annotation, biological process: cell-cell adhesion. The transcript is spliced from 12 exons.